GGGGCAAGAGGAAAGGAAAGAGUCAUUGGUUUGGUUUUUCUGUUGUGAUUUGUUCUUUUUAGUCUCCUGAAUAUUAGCUACUUUUAUGGUCAUUGGUGGUGACCCCUCUGUUCAAAUUUUGAUAGGAUUCUUGAGAUCUUGAUUAAAAAUAUUAACCCCCCACCCAAUCCUCCUCUUUCUGAGAUUACAUGGAUAUGGAAUUUAAAGACUCUCAUUUUUGUUAUGGUCUGACCUUUUACUUCCUAAAAUAAAGUGUCACAACUUGACCAAAUUACAAUUCCAUUUGUAUUACAUGACCAAUAAACCCAACUACAUUAUCAAGAUUUAAGCUUUUCGAAAGCUCUUUUCUUGUGUUUUCCUCUCCUUUGAUCUGAGAUUUUGUUUUUUCUUGGGGUUCUAAUGCGGAGCCAGAAUUUUUCAAGGGACAAGUAUAGCAUGAUUUAAGAUUCUAAUUUGUUAAGGUGAUCUUGUUUUUACUUUGAUAGCAUGAUUUAAGAUUCUAAUUUGUUAAGGUGAUCUUGUUUUUACUUUGAUUUGGUUAAAACAUAGCAAGUUACUCAAUGGAAGAUCAAAAUUUGAAGUUUGUGUGCAAGUUGUGUAACAAGAAGUAUCCUUGCGGGAAGUCACUUGGGGGUCACAUGAGGUCUCAUGUACUUGAUGAGAAAUUUGAAGCUAAUAAUAAGUUGAAAAGGGUGGAAUCUUGGAAUAAUACAAGUGGGAAGAAUCAAUCAAAGUUUGAACUUGGUGGGAUUUCUUAUGGUUAUGGGCUUAGAGAGAAUCCCAAGAAAACUUGGAGGGCGGAGGAUUCUAAGCUAUACUGGUCGGACUCUUCAAAAAUAAUGCCGCACACUUCUAUUAGAGGAUCUGACACACAUCUGUCGACAUUUCAAAGUCCGAGCAACAUAGAUUCUAAGUACACCCCUUUGCCUCAUGAAAAAGUAUGUCAGCAAUGUGGCAAAGUGUUUCAAUCAAUGAAAGCCUUGUGUGGUCAUAUGGCUUGUCAUUCAGAGAAAGAUAAAGGGGGCUUGAAAGAUGAUGAUGAUGAUAACUCAUGGACUAGUGAUCAUAGCCAUUCAGAUACUGGAGCUGAUGAGCUGAUCAAUCAGAGUUGCAGAUCAAAGACUACUAAGAGUUACAAGAAAAUUGUUGUAAAGUCCUUGAAUAAUAAUUAUAAUUGUUCGUCGUCUGUGUCUGAGAUUGAUCAAGAGCAAGAGCAAGAAGAAUUAGCCAAGUGUUUGAUGAUGUUAACAAGGGAUUCUUGGAUUGGGAGUGUCAAUUCACUUGUGGAGACUUCGGAUAACAAUUCUGUUGUUUUAGAAACUAAAUCGUCGUCUAGUGACGGGAAGAAUAACACUAGAAAGAACGGUCUUAAACAUGUCCAGAAUCAAGAUGAAAAGCCUCAAACGAAGAAAGAGGGUGACAGAAACACGAAGGUUGAUAUGUUGGAAGCUAAAACUCAAUCUGAGAACUCUGAUUCAGACUACUACUUAGACGAAAAUGGGAAUGUCGAAUCAGAUGACUCUGUUGAGAAGUUCUUAGGAAAUGGUAAUGGCAAAUGGAGUUCCUCUAAAAUGAGUCUUGGAGCUUGGUUAGACGAGCAGAGGACUGACGAGAAAAAGGGCUUAAACAGAAUCAAACAAUCUCUAACAGAGUCGAGGAAGGAUUUGAGCAAGAAAUUUGAAGGCGAUGGUUAUGGAUUAACCUCAAAUUCUGGUAUAUGCAAAUCACAAAAGAGAAUCGCGGAUGGAUAUAAUCAUCCAGAGAUGAGGAAUGACUCCAAGAAGAUGAAUUUUGAUGUUAAAGGUCCUGAAGAAUUCAAAAAUGACAUUCAUAAGAAGAGAAAGUACGAGUGCUUGAACUGCAAGAAAGUAUUUGGUUCUUAUCAGGCACUUGGUGGAGACAGACCUUGCCAUAAAAAAAUCAACAAUUGUUCUGAAUCAACAUAUGAAACUGGUGAGAAUAGCCUUAGUGCUGAUCAUAAUGAUCCUAAAUGCACAAAAAUUGGCAAGCAUAGGGAUGAUUUCCGCUACAGAAAACCAGCGGUUCUUGCUCAAGAUCUGCCUUAUGAACCUGAAAAAAGGGUUAAACCAAAGAAAUCCAAAGGACGUAAAUGUCCGUUUUGCCAUAGGAUGUUUAAGUCAGGCCAAGCUUUAGGAGGCCACAAAAGGUCACAUUUUAUUCAUGGAGGUGAUCAGGAGAACCUCAAUCAACAAUCUUCAGCUGUCAAACGUGAAGUUACUGACUUGCUCGAUCUUAACCUUCCUGCUCCGGUUGAUGAUGAGGAUGAUGAGCAUGCCCGAUUUAUGUCUUGGUAGUUGCUUAUUAACAAGAUGGCAUACACUGGGCAGGUGCUUUUUCUCUAUAUUUUUUCAUGCUCUUUUUUCUGUUGUCAAUGUUGCCAAAGAGCUCUAGGACUAGCAUUCUCUCUAAUUAGUUGAAAGCUAUGUUGCUCGGACUUUCCAAUAAUGUCGAUCGGUGCAUGUAGGAUACCUCCAAAAUAGUGUAUUUUUGGAGGAUUAACACGGCUACAACAAUUUUUUGUUGAGUCUGAGCAACAUAGGACUUGUAAGAACUCUCACAUUUCCCUUCUGAUUUUGGCAUGUUUCAAGAACAUGCUUUCAUUUUUGCUAGUUAAUUUUAUCUAGUUUUUAAGUUUUGGGACAUUUAAAUUUACAUCAUUGUCUUUUC
Capsicum annuum is the source of this 2688-nucleotide messenger RNA. RefSeq lists its product as uncharacterized. The coding region runs from base 561 to 2315 and encodes 584 amino acids. The transcript has a single exon. Lineage: Eukaryota; Viridiplantae; Streptophyta; Magnoliopsida; Solanales; Solanaceae. The record is from RefSeq and is a predicted model, not a curated record.